AUGGAGAAUAAUAAAAUCAUAAAAAUGACAAAAAAGUUGGGAACCUAUGAAAUGUUUAUGAAUCAGUACAUUGUAAAAUAUAAGAAUACUAAAGUUUGCUAUUUGUGUAAAAACAAGAUUACGAGUAAUCAUAUUGAGAAAAUGGAAAAUAUAUGUCCAAAAAUGUGGAAAUAUUUUCAUGGCUUAAUUAACCAGCCACAGUGCCCUUUGCAAAGCUUUGGAAAAGUUUUAAAGGUGAAGGAUUUGAGAUUUGACGAACUGGAAAAAUACAAGGACGGUCUGCAGAGGAACUGA
Plasmodium malariae is the source of this 294-nucleotide messenger RNA. RefSeq names its product conserved Plasmodium protein, unknown function. The record is from RefSeq and is a predicted model, not a curated record. The coding region runs from base 1 to 294 and encodes 97 amino acids. The transcript has 3 exons. NCBI's taxonomy places the organism in Eukaryota, Apicomplexa, Aconoidasida, Haemosporida, Plasmodiidae.